GCCGUCGUGGCCUGUAUUACUCGGGAGUUUACCAUGUUGACGUCAACGUUUUGUUAUCGCAUAUUGUUCUGCAGUGCUACCUGGCUUUGCUGAAGUUUCUCUGAUAUGCCAUAUCGGUCUCAGUGGGCGGAAAACGUUCGUAAAUAUAUUCUGAAGAGGACUUUCAACACUUAAAGUGACUGAAAGCCGUUUAAUGGGUCAAAUGUAUUAACUUUAUUCCGUCAUGUCAGUCGUGUUUAGAUUUGUUUGUUUGUUUGUUUGUUUUGUUUUGUCGGCACUUCAUUUAGGUGACUUUACAUGAACUUGCAAAUGGAGACUUUGCCGUGCAUUUGUCCAGAAGGAGGAGCCACACCCUAUAACCUUAAUCUAUCCUGUGGUUGGAUUCCUUCUGCCCUCAUUCAUUGUGCUGUGGCUUGUACAGGUUUACAGACGCAAAUCUAAGAUUAGUGUGCUAGAGCUAGCCGUAGGGCUGGGUGGCAUGGUUGGACUGGAAAAAUCAGUCCACAUAUGAAGAAGUCAAAAUGAUGCACAAUCCAAUGAACCAUUAUUGUGCUCUGAGACUUCAACUUCAACAUGUAAAACAAAAGCAGCAGUAUUCAGUCACAUGGAGUUUAUAGUUAUGUAAAAUGACAACAGGAUGUGAUCAAUCUCGUAACAUGAUUUAUCUGAAAGAUGAUAAACAAUGAUCUAAAUUGAUAGGCUCCAGUUGAUGAUUAUUUUCUCAUCAGGUGAUUGUUUGGUUAAAAAAAAAAAAGAUCAAUAAACUGUCCCAAAACUAAAGGUGUUCAAUUUACUAUCAAAAAGGACAAACAAAAUAAUAUUCACAUUUGAGAAGCUGGAACCAGAGAAAUCUGGGGAUUGUUGAAAAGUGUUUCGUAACAGUUAACUAAUUAUGAAAAGUGUUCAUUUUGAAUCAAUUGUUUUAGCUCUAAGUAAGUGAUCAUUCAGAAUGAUCUAGCUGGGGAAAGGAUGAUUCACACUAUUCAUCACAUGACUACUUUUGCCAUCGCCCUCUCUUUAGACUACAGAAUGGCACAUCGCUCUCAGUGUUCCUCUGCUGGGGAUAACCCCUUGGACCCCAACUACCUCCCCCCUCAUUAUCGGGAAGAGUACCGCGUGGCUAUUGACGCACUGAUUGAGGAGGACUUGGAGGGAUACUAUCAGUUCCUCCAAAAUGCAGAUGUGGUGGACUUCCUGUCCUCACCUGAAAUUGAGUUUAUUCAGAGCUCGGUUCAGGUCCCUCAGCAGAGCUACAACCCUGAGCAACAGUUUCCGGAGCUCGGAGGAGAUAACUCCUCAGACACUUACUGGCCGAUGCACUCUGACCAGGACGCCCCGGGCUUGGACCUCGGCUGGCCUCAGCAGCACCCCUUCAUUGGGCCGACAGAGGUCACAACUCUGGUCAACCCCCCUGAGCCUGAAAUGCCGAGUAUUAAGGAGCAGGCCCGACGACUUAUCAAGAAUGCACAGCAGGUGAUUGCUAUAGUGAUGGACAUGUUUACUGACGUUGACGUGUUUGCUGAUAUUCUCGAUGCUGCCAUGAGGAAUGUUGCCGUCUACGUCAUUUUAGACAAGCAGAACGCACAUCACUUCGUCCACAUGGUGUCCAACUGCAGAGUCAAUCUACAGAACAUUCAACUUUUACGCGUGAGAACAGUGUCCGGCAUCACGUAUCAGUGUUGCUCAGGGAAAUCCUUCAAAGGUCAGAUGAUGGAUCGCUUCCUGUUGACAGACUGCAGGGCUGUGUUGAGUGGGAACUACAGCUUCAUGUGGUCUUUUGAGAAGCUCCACCGCUGUAUGGCACACCUUUUCCUUGGACAGCUUGUAUCUACCUUUGAUGAAGAGUUUCGGAUUCUGUUCGCUCAGUCCGAUCCGCUGAUGAUUGAAGAUUUCACUCCAAUGGAAGAGUUUAGCCUUUCAAAAAAGAGGCAAUAUCCAGGUGAUAGAACACUGUAUCGAGAGCCAAAGAAAUUUCAGUCAAUGGACACCGCUCAUCCAGAGGAAUGGACGAGACAUUCCAAUGAUAAACGCGGGGACAUUUGGAGAAUGAUGCCCCUUAAAAAGCCGGAGUCCACGCACGGCCCUGCAGAUCUGUACAGUAGAUUUACAUCCCAGCAAUCUCGCAUGGAUCCGUCUUUUGAUCAGGGUCCCUCGAAGAUGCCUAUGAUGGAAAACCUUGCCUUCAAACGUCACAGUUAUGCUGAAGACGCUCAUGGUAGAUCCUCUUAUCCGUUCUUGCAGCAGGGAAGGCCAGAGCCUGAGAACCAGGGAAGGCAGUCCCAGAGGGGGCAGCAGCCUGGACCAGGUCCAGGAAAAGAAGCAGAUUCCAGCGGCUAUGACAAGUUCUGGAACCAAGACUUUUAUUCAGCAGAUCAGUACUCUGAACCUGGUUUACCACAAGAAAUGGAACCACUUGAUAACUUUGACCCUGUGCUUAGCUAUUUACCAUCUACCAGACAUGCAGACUUUGACCAGGGCUCAGAGAAAUUACUACCUGCAUCAAAUUUACCAUAUGGGUCAUCUCACCCUAGAAGAAUGAAUUUAGGCCAGCCAAAUGCUUGUCAAACAUCUCCCGCCCCCUCAGAUGUAACUGAUCAAAAGCAGUUUUUCCAGCAGCCUGACGUUGACCGCAAGGAUCCUACGGUGAAACGGGGGCUAAGAAACUGGAGGCUUAGCUCAUAUCUCAGUGCAUAUGAUAAUGCAGAAGAUGAAGGCCUGCCAUCGACACCACUUGAUGCACCAGAUACUUUUGAAGAGCCCUCUAACCCCAUACAGCAAACACCAGGCAUACAUGUAUCAGUCCCUAAAAUCCCUAAUGUGAGGGAGUUUAGGGUUCCUGCAAUACCCAGGGCAAGUCAAAUGCCAAGUUAUGCCAAAACCAAUGCACGAGAACCGCCAAAGAAAUUCCUUGAGGAACCUACUGCAGUAUCAACAGAAACCAAAACAACACCAACACCUUCAGAAUCAUCAUCCACAACCGAAGUGGAAAAGAUAGAGGCAGAACAAAAGGAACCCAAAACUGCUGGUCUUCGAAGGGAGGAAUCGUUCCGUAGGAUAUACAAUGCAGCUGUACCAAGGACCUCUAGGUUAAGAUCCUCUCUGAUAUUCAGCUCACUGGAAAAGCAGCAUACUUCUCAAGAUACCAAAACUGCUCUCGACCAAAAGGAUGAUCAAAGUGACCAAAAUGAGGCAGAACAGACAAAACUACCUUUUGUUUCUCAGGGUAUAGGACAAUGGAGGUCUUCAGCAAGAGAACCUUUUGAAUGGAGCCGUUACAUGAAGUCAGCCUCUUUUGAUAACUCUGCCACAGACCCAUCCAAACCAGAUGAUGGAAACAGUAAACAUGAUGAUGAAGAUUCACCAAAGGACAAAAAGUCCUUUGGUGUCAAAGCUGAAGAGCAAGCAACUUCUUCACCAUGCAUGCCCCGAUCCAAGGAGUUUGAAGCCAAGUUGCCCAGCACUGUUCAGCCAGAACAGCCACCCACAUCUUUGCUCACCACUCCCUUACAUGUAGAUAUGAGUGAUCCUGAUGAAAGGCUCCUGUUUUUCAAAGAGUUGGCAGCAAAACGCAAAGCCGCUAAGGCUGCAGAAGCUGAAAAAAGCAAAGAGGAGGCUCCGAUGAGACCACCAACUGAACUAAAAAGCAAUACUGCUGUUAUAAAGGAGGAGCCUGUACUAAAAGACACCUCUGAAAAGAUGACUGACACUUCAACAUCUGAGGGUUUAUUAGUUAAAAAUGCUACAGCAGAGGACUCAGGGAAAACAGCAUCCACAGAGCCAUACAAGUCAGUUAGUCCAUCUUUAGAUGCCAGUGAUAAAGCUAACAAGCAGAACAGUCUGGUCAAGACUGAUCCCAAUACAUCCCAAAGCUGUAAACAACAACAAACCAGAGUUUCAACUCAUACAGAGAAGAUAGAGCUGAAGAACAGUCCAUCAGCAGAAACUCUGCCUGUUUCUGCACAAACGGAAGCAACUCAGAGCAAACCACCGGAAGAGCCAAAGCUGUCAAAUCCUGCUGUAAAACAGAGUAACCCCAGUCCUCCACCUACACCACCACACAUACACAACACACCACCAAUCGCUACUCCUGCUAGUGUUCCUUCUCUUGCACAAGGUACUGAUGAAAAUGAAAGCCCAAGCCUUGAUUGUACCUCAAAGAAGUCUGGUUCACUAACUCCCAGUUCAGUGGAGGAACCGUCAUCCUCUGGAUUUGCUGCGUUGUAUUCUAACACCCCAAAUUCUGAAUCAGUUCAGUUAGAAACCAGCAUCUCCUCUCCUCCUCUGCUACCUGAACAAGACACUGAAUCAGAAUUCAGCUCUUCUAACCCAUCAGGCCAAAGCUGUUCCGCUAAUAACAUUGUGCCAGAUUCUGGUUCACAGAUCAAUCCAAGUCCUUCACCCUCCUCAUCACAGUCCAGUGAAAAGACAGACUCCGAACAAUCUUGUGGUCCUACACCUUCAAAAAAAGAUGCUCCUGAAUCAGAAAACGGCUCUGCUCCAAAUGGUGUUGGAGAGGAAUCUCAGGAUCUUGGAUCAUCAAAGAAUGCGAAAGCUAGUAGCACACCUUCUAGCCUUAGCCCUUCCUUGGCUGAAUCAUGUUUACAUGAUGCAGCUGAGCUGGAAAGUAAAUCCAUAUCUGCUCAAAAUGAGACUAUUACUUCGACCCCCUCCCCAGCAGACAUUCCACCCAAGCAUAGUGCAGCAAAAACAAGCUCUCCUGUCCUCCCGGACUUUACUCCUAAUGCUUCCCAGUCAAAAAGACAAGCGAACCCUCCCUCCAAACUUAACCUGACAGGAUCUGUCUCUCCCACUCCUAUUGAAACCGUAUCAUGUUCUUCUCCUCUAACAGAGUCAGUUGGAUCAGUUUUGUCCCCUGAGACUGAAAAAACAUUGACUGCAUUGCACAGCACCUCAGAUACUGAAAGUCUUCCCAAGCAGGUUGCAACAGACUCAACUGAAACUCCAAUGCUUCCAUCAACAGAAACGUCUAGCCCAACUGAGCUGACCUCAAAAGUCCCAACAGAGCCCCCUAUGCCUAGCAAAACACCUGAAUCUGUGACUUUUGAACCCCACCCUUCAAAGUCACCUGUAUCUGCUGAAAAUACUCAUCUGGACAGACAGAAUGAACAAGAAGUGAACAAAGAGCCUGAAAAGCCUGACCCUGAUGAGAUAAAAACUGGUGAUACAGAGGCCACAAAUAUGGUAAAUAAAACUACUACACAGGAGUCCGUCUGCAAUGAGGAAACAACUGAAAAAGUAGGGCAAAAUAACUGCUCCAAACCGCCAGAGAUCACAUCAGAUGAAGUUGUUCCUGCAUCACCACAGUCCAAGCAGCCAAAAUCAAGUCAGUCUCGCUACCAAUCAUCAACAGCCAACGUGCUGUCAAGCAGCAACCUCAGAGAUGAUACAAAGCUGCUUUUGGAGCAAAUUUCUGCUAAUAGCCAAAGCCGGAUCGAAGCUGCUAAAGAGUCUCCUGUCACCGAUGACGAGAAAGAAGACGAAGCUGACAAAAAUGCCAAAAGGGAGAAAGAAAGAGGGAUCAGGUCACUUAACAGAGGGCAGCCUAAGACAAGUGAGGAGCGUGACAAGCUGCUGGAGCGGAUUCAGAGCAUGAGGAAGGAGAGGAAAGUUUACAGCCGAUUUGAGAUGGCACCUUAAUGGGGAUCCAAAGAAAGUUGCAAAGCAUAGUGUGUGUAGACAGAAGCAAAGUCAAUUGAAGGCUGAAAUGAUGACCUGAAGACAUUUUCUCACCAAAGACAUUUAAUAGAAAUAGGAUCUCUCCACUUGUUCUCCGCAAACAAGACGUAUCGUGAGGAAGAAACACAGGGGACCUGUAUCGGUGGCGCUGAAAUUUAAAGUGUAAAACUACCGGUAAUAUAAAUGAAUUCAAGCCUGAUGUCAUGAUUACAUGUGUUAUGACCAACAAAGGGCUUCUUCCCGUGGGUGAUUUAACAAGUUGCUACCGGUGUGAAAAGUAUCUGGACUGAGGGAUCAAAUAUGGUAUUACUGACUGCAUGGGUCAAGUGCAAUGUGUGCAGCAGUUUGUGUCUGUGAUGAGGUCUGACCUUGCCUUUUUUACUGCAAUGACAGCUGUUGCAUUAAUGUUAACUGUUUUUAAGACAAAAUGUGAUGUAAACGUGUAAUAGAUCAUCUAAAGUAGUCAAGAGUUUAUCAAGCUGUAAUAUGCUGUUGUUUAUAUUGUAGAAUUUCACAACCAUGUCAAGCAAAGACGUUAAUAGCACGUGUUUGUGAAGCCAGUGAAUAUAUAAAUUUCUAUGCAUGCUGGACUGGUGGUGUUCUGGUGUAAAUACUUUAUAGCUUUAAGUCUUUGUAAUCUGAAUCAAACAUGGAAUUUAAAAAAUAUGAACAGAACUGCAGCAAAAUUGAUGAUUUGUGAAACAAACAAACAUAAGGAAAGAUGUUACUUUUUAUGAGUUUAAAGCCAAAGCUACCUGAUUGACUAGAUGCCAGAGGGGUAAUUGACUACAUAGUUAUUUGCUUUUUUCAAUGAAAACUCGUCAUAGCUGUACACUGAAAUAAGAAAUUUCGAAACUGCAAAUACAAUACACUUGCAAAUUUCUUUCAAAAUGUGUUCUCUGGCUUUUGUGUGCCUGACUUUGUAAAAGAAAGUUCUCUAGAUAUAUAGACAUUUUUGUAAAGCAGACAUUUUGACUUGUCAUACUAUGAAAAGUACAGGUGUUCAAGUGUACCAGUGAGCCAUGACAGUGUGACCGUGAGGCAGCAUGAACACAACCAGGACCCUGAAGAAGCAGCUAAAUGGAAUACAGCCAUCAUUCAUUUUAUUACUUACACUUCUGCUUUUCCUGCUGUGACAUGUCAAAAUGUCUUCUGUGAAAAACACCCAUUCUUUUUUUCUAAUCUGUCCUUAAAAUUCCAUCUUGAAUGUUAUGUUCCGCAAAAGACAUUACUUCCGGGAAACAUCAGUUUUGUGAGUCAUCAGGUUUGAAACAUCUGCCAAAAUAAGACAGGAAUGACAUUUUAAAUGUUUUUUGAUUGACAAAGUGAUUGAAAAUCAGCUGUCCAAUGUGGAUUAAUGAGCAUGUAUUUCUUUUCCGCUUAAUGAAAGCAUGACUUACUUACCAUGCAAUUCCCAAGCCGACACAAGGCAUCCCUUAACUGUGUCUCACCACAAUGACCUUUCCUUUAGCAUCACUGAGAAAUAGUGUUUGGUGGAGAUUGGAUAGUUGAAGUCGCUGUGGAAAGUCUGGUCAGAACUCUGGGUUUGCCUUUACAGAGAGCAGUUCACAUUUUAAAGUGCAUAUAACUUGUAAUAAUGGGACGUGUGGUUUGUGAAAAGAACCAUAAACAAUACAAAAAUAUAGGAAUAUGUAUACAGAUAACAAAACAUACAGCAUGUUACUAUGAUAUACAUAAUAGUUCUUUAAUAAACAUAACAUAUGCCUCUCCA
Molecule: messenger RNA, 7429 nt
Organism: Anarrhichthys ocellatus (wolf-eel)
Lineage: Eukaryota; Metazoa; Chordata; Actinopteri; Perciformes; Anarhichadidae
Gene: sack1ha
Product: family with sequence similarity 83 member Ha
Exons: 5
Coding region: 970-5658 (1562 amino acids)
Biological process (GO): positive regulation of cell migration; protein localization to cytoskeleton; signal transduction
Cellular component (GO): keratin filament
Molecular function (GO): protein kinase binding; keratin filament binding
Source: RefSeq, a predicted model, not a curated record